Molecule: messenger RNA, 1384 nt
Organism: Halichondria panicea
Lineage: Eukaryota; Metazoa; Porifera; Demospongiae; Suberitida; Halichondriidae
Exons: 9
Coding region: 311-1339 (342 amino acids)
Source: RefSeq, a predicted model, not a curated record
AAAUUCCACUCUAGAAUACACUUCCAUUCUAAAAUUCAAUUCUGGAAUGUACUUCCAUUCUGCUCAUCACGUGAUAUUCUUGUCACAUGGCAGUAAAACUGCUGAAGCGGAGGCAACUAAUAAGAAGAAGAUAUUAAAUGAGGUAAUCAUGUGAUGUUGAGCACACCGUUAAAAAUGGCUGGUAAAGUUGAACGUCUUGUCAAGCUGUAUUUCGAGAGUGGCUAUUCUUACAGGCUAAUUCUGUGUUUUUUUAUCAUCCUGUCAUGGUAUUGUUGUGUCCUUGAGAACAUUAAAAAGAGUUCUUAGAAGGAUGAACCUUCGAAGAAAGGGGAGACUAACUGAUUCUAUCCUUGCUCAAAUUGGUUCAUGUAUUUUGAGUGAGUUAGAGCAGAGUGGGUCCCUACUUGGAUACCGUUCUAUGUGGCACUUACUACGAACGAAGUAUAAAGUUUGUGCACCAAGGCGUGUUGUCAGAGAAUUGUUGAGUGUAGUUGAUCCAAGAUCUGUGGAGAUAAGAAGACGUGGUAGACUCCAUAGAAGGAUUUACAGAAGCAAGGGCCCGAAUCAUUGCUGGCAUAUAGAUGGAAAUGACAAGCUAAAGCCAUUUGGGUUCCACAUACAUGGUGGUAUAGAUGGUUAUUCAAGAAAGAUCUUAUGGCUUGAGGUGGCAUCAACGAAUAAAGACUCUUUCGUGAUAGGGGGCUAUUACUUGAAAGCCGUUGAAUUGUGUGAAGGAUGUCCCACUUUAGUGCGUGCCGACAUGGGAACUGAAAAUGCCAAAGUAGCACAUUUACAACCAUUUCUACGAAGACAUGACACUGAUUCAUUCGCUGGAUGUGAUAGUUUUCGGUAUGGUAAAUCAGUUCACAAUCAGAGAAUUGAAGCCAUGUGGUCGGUGCUGAGAAAGUGGUGUCUAGAUUGGUGGAUAGAUUUCUUUAAGAGGUUAAGGGAAGAAGGCCACUAUGAUGGAAGUGAUCCCAUUCAAGUGGAUUGUAUGACGUUUGCAUUCAUGGAUUUAAUACAAUCGGAAUUGGACAAUGUAGUCCAAAUGUGGAAUACACACUUGAUAAGAAGAAGUACAGCAGAGACAGUGAAUGGUAUACCUAAUGAGCUGUAUCACAUACCGGAAAUAAGAGGGGUUCAAGAUUGUAAGCAUAUGUACGAUGAAGAAGAUUUAGAACUAUGUAGAGAAUACACCAGUGACAAACCCCCUGUCCGACAAGAAUUUUUAGAAGUCGCUGAAAUCCUCCUUGAAGAGAACAACUGGUCUGCUCCAACUGACAUAAUUUAUAUUUUGAUCUUUAUAAUGCAAUUGAUUAAUGGAAAGUUCAAAAUGUGAUAUUGUUUCUUAAUAAUGCACAACAUAUUAAAGUUUAAGUGAUAA